Talaromyces atroroseus is the source of this 468-nucleotide messenger RNA. RefSeq lists its product as hypothetical. The record is from RefSeq and is a predicted model, not a curated record. NCBI's taxonomy places the organism in Eukaryota, Fungi, Ascomycota, Eurotiomycetes, Eurotiales, Trichocomaceae. The transcript has a single exon. Bases 1 to 468 code for a protein of 155 amino acids.
AUGAGCAGACUACCUUCACCGCCAUCGGAGGAGGAGAAUACCAAACCACAUGCGCAUUCUCGCGCCGCCAAUGAUGCUGUACCGCUCACCUCUCACAUUCGCACAAGACCAAUCCACCCCCAAUUACCAGAGAUCCGUGUUCCUGGAGAUGAAAGGAGGGAAGGUGCAGACGCAUUACCAUUGCCAUCCACGCAUUACCACCCUGUGACAUGUGAACCUCUCAAUAUACAAGACAUCCAACCGCAACUCCAAAAUUUACGCAAAGAAUACCCGUCGAUGACAGCGGUUGCCAAGGCACAAGAAGACACCGUCAAGGAAAUAAAGCAAAAGAUGGAGGAAAAGGAACGGAAAAGGGACGAGAUUCAAAAAGCGCUAGAUAAAAAGGCAAAGGAGUGGGAAGUGGAGUACAAAAUUCUUUCGAAAUAUCAGGCCAGCAAAACAUCACCAUCGUCAGAUUUGGCGUCAUGA